Messenger RNA from Nematostella vectensis (starlet sea anemone), 6502 nucleotides. Its product is annotated as E3 ubiquitin-protein ligase MARCHF4. The transcript has 3 exons. The record is from RefSeq and is a predicted model, not a curated record. Gene Ontology annotation, molecular function: zinc ion binding; ubiquitin-protein transferase activity. Gene Ontology annotation, biological process: protein ubiquitination. Bases 4600 to 5868 code for a protein of 422 amino acids. NCBI's taxonomy places the organism in Eukaryota, Metazoa, Cnidaria, Anthozoa, Actiniaria, Edwardsiidae.
UCUUUUCUUGACCAAUCAAAAACUUCGUCGUUUAUGCAAAUGUAUUGCGCCCACCUGUUUUUCACCGGGGAAAACAUAACCAUUUGCUUCUUUAUAUUACGCACAAACGAAUGGUUAGAGCAGUUUGACAAAUAUUGAUCGUUUAUCUGUUCUAAUUGAAUUGUAUUUUGAGACGAAACAUUUUCUCAAAUAUUAAUGUUGACUACAUCAAAAAUUCAUAUCUAGUCUAUAGGAAGUUAAGGAGGUACUUAGCGCACGACUAUCUCAUCAUAGUAGUCGACUCACUCAACGAAAAAACAGUCUUGUGAUAUUCUUUAUUGGGAGGAAAAUUGUACUGAAAGCCUGAAUGGCAAACGCAUUAAUCAUCGAGAAAGGCUAAGAGAAAUGUGCCAAGCUAUUUUUGAUACGCAUCGGAAAAUUGAGUGCUUAUUUUGCUACUGUGUUUUAAAGUGCGAUGUGCUUUUGUCAAACGUGAAUGUCUAGAGAUAUUAUGUAAAGAUCAAAGUCCGUUUUCCUUCUAAUAAAAUACUUAGUUGCAAAAAACCAAUAACAAUGAUUUUAUAGCCUAUAUUAAGAACAUUACUUAGCUUGAAUCUAACAAACAUACCAGCGGGUUUUGACCUAAAAGACAAAGCACAAGUUAAGUAAGUGUAAUGAACCAUCGACUAAAAAAAACGUGCUCAAUACUUAAAGAAAACGCGAAAAUGAGAAGAAAAAAGCAAACACGCAAAAAAUCAUUGUUAAGAGAGGACUGCUUUAUUUUAGGUAGCUAUAAACAUUUUUUUAGUGAUCUGAAUUUUUUCGUUUUCGUGUCUAUAUUGAUAAUGUUUUUAAUUGUGGUUUUGCUCUUGUAUAGCACUUUAUAAUAUACCUGUAUGGGUAUAUCAUAAUUUACGUCGAAUACUCAACGGUCGAAAACUUGAUUUUUUACGUUCAUUUCAUUAAUUCAUUUAAUUUGACGCCAACAUUUGAAUGUUUAGAUAAUUAAGCAUAAAGAAACUCAGCAACCACUAAUUUUUUCGUCUUCAACAAUAAGCUAAAUGAACUUGAACUCUGUCUUGGUGAACAAGGAACAAUCAUUGAUUUAUAUUUUAAUUUUGGUAUACACCAGUCUAUUACUACGCUUCUAGAGAUUUCGAAGAAAUCUUUAGAAAACAAAUAGACAUAAAGAGCAAAAUGCUAAACAAAAACGCAAUCGGAAAUAGGAACCCAUUCAAUAGUCCUUUUUUAUUGUUCUCUCCAAGCUUCUGAUUGGGUAUUCAAUAAGUGAGUGGUACAUGUCUGCAAGCGUUGAGUCGCUUUGGGCAGGAUGUAGAACACCGAAAAAAGGAAAAAAGGGGAAAAUAAUAUUUUCCUCAACAUAACGUUAAACAAUCUUGAGGUUGAUUUUAACGAUUAUCAGAGAGGAGUUGAUCUUUUAUCGUGUUAGUUAUGUAAAGAUUGUUACUGUGCGACUUCACAAACCUAGGCCAAGCAAGCAAAUAUCUAAAGAAAAAAUAAGUCGCAUGUAAAAUAGUGAUGUGCCAAAUUCUAGCGAACUUUGACAUAUAAUCAUUUAUUGCUCGAUUUAAAUUAAUAGUAGCACAUUUUCGGUGAAACGGAAGAUGUUAAAAUUUGUACAGGUUCUAUGUUAAAAUACUCGAUCGUGAUUGGGUUAUUUGUAAGGACAUUUGUUUCGGUGGGCUUGGAGUAUUAUCUCGGGGCAACUUAUUCUAUAAAGACACAAAAAUAUCAUUAUUGAAAUUAUCCUCUGUCAAUAUGGGGAAUUAUUCAAUGUUGGGAGAAUUUGUUAAUGUUGGGAGAAUUUCGAAGUUAUCAUCCCAGAAAUGGGACUGACAAGCACUGUCGUGGAUAUACACCUAUUUCAAUAAAGGUUGUCAGUGCGAACAGCGAAUGGCAAUUGCUAAAUGGCAGUUGACGACCGAAAGGUGUCUAUGGGUAGUUAUUAUUUGUAAAAAUAAAGAAGAUAAAUUAACUCAAGCGAUGUGAGAACCAUAUAUUAAUUACAUUAAAUGGACAGUCGUAUGUUUAAUUUAUAUGUUUCUUAAUCUGGAACAAAUAUUUUGGGAUCCAUGGGUCCUUUCGGUCGUAGAACUGCCAUUUGACAAUCGCCAUUUUCCGUUUGCAAUGACAACGUUUUUUGAAAUAGGUGUAUAUGUAAAUACUUUCAAAACAUAAAAAAAAAAUCUAAAAUAGGAAAUCUGAAUGAUAUCGACAGAAACGAUGAAACUGAUCAAAGUCGAACCUUGAGACUUUUUAAGAUAAGUAAUUUAGUUUGCUCAUAGUUCCUUGUAAUGGGGGCUCUAAUGGUCAGGAGAUUACAUAAACAACUCUCUUCUAAGUUUUCAGAGUGGUGCAUUUACCAACGACGGCCAUAAUAAUAUUUAGCGCGGAGACGCCAUUCAAUGUGUGAGAGCAGUAAUGUAACGGUCCUAUUCCUUUCUCCUUGUCCCUUAUCGCUUACAUUACACAGGUCUUCGUCUCCUUAGCUAAAAGGGACCUUAGGAUAGUACUAAAAAGGCAACGUGGUCGACGACGGACGGCAGACAACGAUAAGAUUGUGAAUUCAAUAGACACAUACGUGACAAUGUUUUUUUUUUCUGAUAUAUACUACGUUUUUUAUUGUAGGAUAAUGUCCUUAAUUAUUUUCAUCUGUUACUGACUCUGAUGUUUUGCUCAUUCCAUUGCAACUUGUUGGGAAUUGAAUUCAGGACCAAAGAUCAAGAAGGAAAAGUUCAAAUGGAAAAGUUCUAGAAUACGCUGACAAAAUUGCUAUCCAGCAACAAUAGUCGCUAGAAGCACGCAAUGUAGGCCCUGUGACGUCACUUAACGUCAUAGCCCCGCAUACGUGAGAUCCAGCACAAAAUGAUGCUUAUUUUAGCCAGGGUCCCUGGGGCGUUAUACAAGUGGUGAAGUGGUAGUUUUCACGCUUCUGUGAAAACAGUUUCGUUUCGCUGACGCAUCGAGCCAUAGCCCUUUAACGAAUUCCCUGGAGUUCAGCGGCUGUAAGUCCCCCUCCCUCCUUUUAGUGUAAAAAGUAGAAAGAGACCCAAGGGCUAGUCCUCGAAACGUCAACUAAACUACUCAGGCUUUCACAGAGGCGUACAACCACGCCUACGCAGACCUUUUUCUUGCCAGCCUGUUUGUAGUCCGUCUACUCCUACCAACACAGCUGAGUGUUGAAUUGUUAAAGUAAACUUUCGAAAUAAGCUGACUAAAGUUGCUGUUUUCACUAAGAGUACAGCUUUAUCAAAGUUAAGCUAUAGAUGUACAAAUAAUUAUAGGAUCGUUUGGUAGAAGAGUAUCAAACAGAAAAUUGUAGCCUUAUUUUUUUGUUCUUGUUUUCAAAGUUGACAUCUUUGAAAUAAAAUUAUAAACAACAUAUCUGAUUUAACCGCCCGAUAUUAGAACUAAUUUUGCGUAUCUGUACUUUUAAUCAGGAAAUUUUUUAUCCCCACGAGCUAGAUGCAGGGUCUUUCAAAGCGUUUUUUACAUCUCAGCAAAAUUUGCUUGCUGCAUUCUUACCAAUGUGGAUUUGGGAUUAUAAUUGUAGCCGGAGAAAUAUCUAUAUCGGUAUUUAAUGUCACCCUCAAUAACGGCCUAUCUAUCUCUCCAAGUUGCGCUUCGCUCGCUAUAACAAUUCUGUGGCAAUACUUUAACCCGUGCUAAAAUUGGGAAAGAAUUUCAAUUGGGGCUUACGCCCUGUUUUCUUCUCCCGUCACAUUGUUUCUUAUUUUCUUUAUUUUGUUAAUUUCCUAUCGUAAACCGUAGUAUUUUUGUGUGACAAAGCCAAUAAACUAAACUAAACUGAAAAUGAAGAAACGACAGAUGAUGACACGUAUUUCAAUAAAGGUUGCAUCCGCGAAUCAAUGUAUCGUAUCGUAUCGUAAGCCGCAGUGGUUCAUGGGUAACGUUUAAAGGGCUGAAUCCUGGUCUUUGAACGCCGUGUAAACGUUUAGAGGUACAUAAACAAGAUUGCUAAAGCUUUCCAAACCUGUGUUUAUUUUUAUUUUCACUUAUUUUUUAUCAUAAGUAAAGUUAAUUUGAUACCCAUGAAGCACUGCAGGCUAUGACACAUAGAUUCUCCAAGUGCAGCCUUAUAUAAAAUAGGUGUAAAUUUUCUACACAAAGAAAAAAAAUACAAAUACAAGAAAAAAAGAAAAGAAAAUAAAAGAAUGGCAUCGAUACACGAGGUUCGGUAUGCCGUGAAAGCACUAGGUGCCCAUGGAGAGGUAGGUCCCUGGUAAGUGUUAAACAAUUGUAGCGUGUUUUACACUUGCGCAAGCGUUAACAGGUUAAGUUUCUCUGUAUUUGUUGUUGUCGGUUUUGGUGGUUUGUGUUUACAAGAGCCUUGUCUCCAUAUACUCGCCCAGUUCCCUCUCUUGACACGUCGGGCCUGGGUCAAUGAAGCGCGCGCCAUACUGUGCGCGAUUGUACUGACAUAGUAGGAAUGCGCGCGCAAGUCUCGUUGCAAGAGUGUCGUUCGCGCGCUGAUAAAAACCCCACAAAAGUCGCGCGCGCUCGAAUGACGUGAGGCCGUUAAAAACGGUUUUGUGUUACAGUUUAAAAAAAGUAAGCAUAUAAGCAAUCAAAAGAAAGAUGGAGAGGGAUAAUCACGGUGGCAAUGUAGGUGAUAGUCAAUCACGAAGUAAUGCAAUUCCUAUGAGAUCAAGAGCAAGCACUAGAGAAGUGAAGAAAUUUGAACGAGUCGCCGACUCGUCCCAAACUGGAUGCUAUGCGCUUGAUGAUAACGUGGAUGUUGACGUUUCGUCGAGCUCGGACUCUUGUCGGAUCUGUAGGGACAGCACCGCAGGCUGUGAUGUCAUCUCUCCCUGUCACUGCUCGGGGACCCUGGGUCGAGUCCACGUGCGGUGCCUUGAGGAGUGGCUCUCGGCGUCCAAUAAAAACGAGUGUGAGAUCUGCAAAUACGAGUAUCACCUCCAGAGAACACCGAAAACCUUCCGUCAGUGGCUGAAGAAUCCCCGUUCGCGCACAGAAAGACGCUACAUCAUCGGUGACUGCGCAUGCUUCAUCAUCCUCACACCGCUGGUCAUAGCAGCUACCUCACUGUGUGCGCAGGGCUCUUUUUAUUACUUCUCCUUCGGCCAAAGCUGGAUAGCGGCUGGUCUCAUGGUGCUAUGCUCGUUUCUGUGGUUCGUGUACUGCUUUUGGGUGACUAUAACAUUUCGAUUCCACCGUAAGACCUGGCGGCAGUGGCGAGCAAGGAACCAAACCGUAAGGCUGCUGCAGCACAACAGGCGUGGCUUGGAUGAGGCACCGCGGGCGCGGCUUCUGAGUGGAAGUAUCGGAAUGGGCAUGGUACCCGGAGCGCGGAACGACCAAAGACGAGGGACUCUUUGUACAAAUGGAAGCGUUGGAAUAGAACUCUGCCCUCACGACGGAAUGCGAAUUUCAAGCGGAAGCGUUGGAACGCGAAAUUCUUGUCGUUCUGUCAGUGGAAGUUUCGGAAUGGACCCUGGAAUGUUGCAAUCAGUUAUUGUUAGCCGAAACACCGGAAUGGACUAUGGAAUGCAGCGAUCAGUAGUUGUAAGUGGAAAUGCUGGAAUGGAUUCCAGUAAGUUUAUACUUCCGUUAAGUGAGGCAAAUGAGAACAGCGGAAUCGAGUUUGUGUUAAUGCGGAGAUUUACGCGCCGGAAUGAUGACGUAGAAGCUGGAGUGAGCGGGAUUCAAGAUUUGGAUACCCGAAGAAACAUCGAACGACUGGAAUGGACUGAGAACUCGGUAUUUGACGAAGGACAAUCCGACACAGUUUCAAGUCCACAGGUCACCGAGAUAAUGACCGAAAGUGCUGGCAUUGACGAGACUGGAUCGUCGACCGAGGAAUACAUCCAAGAGACCUUUGUUUAGUGGAAUUAGUUGUAAAGAGAACGGGGAACAUUGACAAUGAAAAAAUAUCUUAGGAGCGAGUGGGUAUUUUGGCAUUUAUGUCGGGGACAUAUAUUGGUGAAAAUCGCGAAAGAAAAACGUGUUUGCAGGGAAAGUGACAUAUUGUUGUUUUCAUUUUUACCACAACAUGACCGGUAUAUUGAAACAAAGCCAACACACUGUCUUUUAGCGGCAGUUGAAUUUCCUUUUAAAAAAGCCAGUCCCACAGUAAUAGCCCACUAUUACUGUCAGCCCACUGUACAGUCCCAGACUGACUGUACAUUGUCUCUCGAGCCAUUAUCGAGUAUCGCCACAUGUCCUCACCAAAGAGAUCGGUAGAACCUUUAACAGAAUAAGAUAUAUCGCGGUAGUUCAGAGUACAAAUUUAUUUAAUUAUCUAAUCCUUUGAUGUUAAAAAAGUUUUGCAGCUCUAUCAAAAAUUUCGUGUGGUCUAAUACACACACGAGAUAUGUUUGUACGAUGAAUGCUACUGUCUUGAUUGUUUCUCAGAAACAAUGUUUCUUAGAACUGGACAAGUUAAAAUGUCAGAUAGUGAAUAAAUCAAAGUAAUUAUUUAUCGUUUUUCUCGAUAAUGACAAAAAAAAAAUAACAAGAA